Messenger RNA from Anopheles moucheti, 836 nucleotides. Its product is annotated as protein dj-1beta-like. The record is from RefSeq and is a predicted model, not a curated record. Bases 91 to 723 code for a protein of 210 amino acids. NCBI's taxonomy places the organism in Eukaryota, Metazoa, Arthropoda, Insecta, Diptera, Culicidae. Gene Ontology annotation, molecular function: protein deglycase activity. Gene Ontology annotation, cellular component: nucleus; cytosol. Gene Ontology annotation, biological process: guanine deglycation, glyoxal removal; protein deglycation, glyoxal removal. The transcript is spliced from 3 exons.
UUCCAAGUUCUGCCAGCUUCGUUCCGCUGACCUUCAACCGUUGAAAAGCGACAAACACGCUAGUCCAUCUGUAAACAGUGUUUCUACGUCAUGAUGGCUGCAACAAAGCGUGCUCUUGCUCUUAUUGCACGCGGUACGGAGGAAAUGGAGCUGGUUAUUACUGUUGAUGUGCUGCGGCGCUGUAAUGUCGACGUAACGGUAGCGUUGGUGCAAGGAGGUGAAACUGGCACCGACAAGGAACUGAUUGCCUGCUGUUCCCGGGGUGUAAACAUCAAAGCCGACACUACACUCCAGGCGUACGUGGAGCAGCAUGCAGCCACUGAUGAUGCAUUACCAGAUGCAAUUAUUCUGCCUGGUGGGCUCGACGGUGCAAAAGCGAUGGCACAAGCGACGGCCGUUGGUCAGCUGCUCCAGCGUCAGCAGAAAGCCGGCAAGCUGGUAGCUGCCAUAUGUGCUGCACCUACGGUACUAGCAGCCCACGGUAAACUGUUUGCCGGACGGCGUGUCACGUCCUAUCCCUCGUUCCGGGAGAAAAUGACGGAGGCCGGCUACGUGUGGGAAGAACCAACGGCCGGAUCCCCGCUGGGACGGGUUGUUCGGGAUGAUAAUCUUAUCACCAGCCUCGGACCGGCGACUUCGUUCGAUUUUGGGCUUGCGAUCGGUGCUGCACUCGCCGGCCAAGAGGUGGCCGAUAAGGUUGCGACCGGGUUGCUCUACAAGUGAUUGAUCGGACUGUACUAAAUCCCUCUAGCCGCCCAGGUCGAGUUGUGCGAUGUCCAAAGCCAUUGAAUGUUCCUUGCAAGAGUGUUUUUGAAACAGGAAAACAUAUAAUAUAA